ACACACACAUAGAUAGACACACACACAGAGAGGAGAGAGAUUUUGCUCUGGAAAAGGCCAAUUUCUAAGUGAGAUACGUAUAAACAUAAGUAGAGAGAGAGAGAGAGAUGGGAAGGGCUCCGUGUUGUGACAAAGAAAAUGUAAAGAGAGGGCCAUGGUCUCCUGAAGAAGACGCAAAACUCAAAAGCUUCAUCGACAAAUAUGGCACUGGUGGUAACUGGAUUGCUCUCCCUCACAAAGCUGGCCUAAAAAGAUGUGGAAAGAGCUGCAGAUUGCGAUGGUUAAACUAUCUGAGGCCCAAUAUUAAGCAUGGUGAAUUCACUGAUGAUGAAGACAAGAUCAUCUGCAGCUUGUAUGCUAGCAUUGGUAGCAGAUGGUCAAUAAUAGCAGCUCAGCUACCAGGAAGGACUGAUAAUGAUAUAAAGAAUUACUGGAACACCAAACUCAAGAAGAAGCUCUUGGCUAUGCUUCCUUCCUUUCAAAAGAAGGCAUCUUUUUUUCCAUCUAUAUCCCUCCAAUCACCAUCACCAUACAGAUCAGAUCAGUUCGUGACCAAUAAUUCUUCCCUUUUCUACGGUUGCACUAAUUUCAUGAACAUGAACAACAAUAUCAACUCUCUGCUGACACCUACCACCACCACCACCGGUGUUCAAGAUCAUAUCACUCAUCUGAUCUCACCAUCACCACCACCACCAGGAGCCGAUCUAAACUCUUUAAUCGGUUUGAUGACCAACAACAUUGACAACAAUGAGAAUUCUUUCUAUUUAGGGUAUCAGGAAAAUCAUCAGAGCAUGUACAAUACCCCCAUGGAAUACCACUACCCUACAUCAGAUGUGAAAGAACCGAUGCUCAUUUUUGGAAGUGGUGGUGAGGGUCAUGAAGUGAGCACCACUGGUUCUUCCUCUGAAGCUGGGAGUUCUUUGAGUCAAAUCAGCUAUGAAAACUUUAGUAAAGAUCAUUAUGACAAGCAACAUCAGCAUCCGAUCAAACAAGAAGGAUUUACCCUUCAGGGUUUUAGAGAUCACAACCAGAGUUUCAUCAUUAACCAUGACUACACAGGUCAGAAACAAAAAGUGUACAGUUUAAUGAACUAUGAAAGCCCAUUGCAUAGUGAUCUGGAGGAAGUGAAGCAACUCAUUGGUAACACAAACAGCAGCAGCAGCAGUUACCUGUUCAAUGAUGAUGAUGAAUACAAGACAACAGAUGAUCGUAGGGAGAUAUGCUAUCAUUACUAAUGGGUACAUUUGUAAUUAAGGGAGAAGAAACAGACGACAGACUUUGAGACAGUUUCUUGGGGGUUGUGCUGAUUGUAGUGGAAAUCAAUGUAAAAAAUCGCAAAAAAGAAAGAAAGUGCUUUC
Molecule: messenger RNA, 1358 nt
Organism: Lactuca virosa
Lineage: Eukaryota; Viridiplantae; Streptophyta; Magnoliopsida; Asterales; Asteraceae
Source: the annotation of a GenBank genome assembly